Messenger RNA from Tigriopus californicus, 1912 nucleotides. RefSeq names its product carboxypeptidase M-like. The record is from RefSeq and is a predicted model, not a curated record. Bases 353 to 1846 code for a protein of 497 amino acids. Gene Ontology annotation, biological process: proteolysis. The transcript has 3 exons. Gene Ontology annotation, molecular function: zinc ion binding; metallocarboxypeptidase activity. NCBI's taxonomy places the organism in Eukaryota, Metazoa, Arthropoda, Copepoda, Harpacticoida, Harpacticidae. Gene Ontology annotation, cellular component: cell surface.
CCCUCGUCUUCAUACUCGCGGUGACGUGUUUGUCGCCGCUCUCGCAGUACAAAAAGAAGGUUCCUGUUAGAUCCAGGCCUCAACCGUUAAACUGAUGAAACUGAGAGUAGGAUUUCCUUCACCGACAUCGGCCCAACUCACGGCGCGUGUGAUAGAAGGAGAGAGAAAUUUCUCUUCUCCCUCGCUCUCCCCACACAUCUUGUCUUGGUUGUCCGUCUGUCGUCUUACAUCGAGGUACCCUCAGGUGGUUGUGGCUAAGGCUGGCUUAGGUUCGUUCGUUCUCAGAUUGGUCGGUGGUUGGUUGGUUUCAGUGGAAUUCUGAUCAUGUCGUAGAAAUCACCAAAUAACAAAAAUGAAGACCGGAACGUGGUAUGUUUGUGGCUUUGUAGUGGCAUUUAUCUAUUUUUAUGUGUAUGCAGUGAACUAUGUGCGGGGUGAGCCCGCCUUGUCGGGUUAUAACCCGGGGGUGCCUCCAUGGCCUACUUCUGGGCAAGAGCCCCGAGCACAAAGCAGGAUUCAGCAAGCCAUUCAUCCCAAGUUGAGUUGGCAAUAUCAUAAUUAUACCUCUAUGACCACGUUUCUACGUCAUGUGAGCACCAUCUAUUCGAAUCUCACGGCUCUCUACUCAAUUGGACAGAGCGUGCAAGGUCGUGAACUUUGGGUGAUGGUCGUUUCGCGAUCACCCUAUGAACACAUGAUUGGGAAACCCAAUGUCAAGUAUGUGGCAAAUAUGCAUGGUAAUGAAGCUGUUGGACGGGAGCUGAUGCUUCACUUUAUCCUGGACUUGGUGCAAAACUACGAAACCGAUUACUACGUCCGAUGGUUGUUGGAUAACACGCGGAUUCAUAUCAUGCCCUCAAUGAACCCUGACGGUUUCGAAGUCGCCUCGGAAGGUACUUGUCAAGGUGGACAGGGUCGUUACAACUCUCGAGGGUUUGAUUUGAACAGGAAUUUCCCCGACUACUUUAAACAGAAUAACAAAAGGUCCCAACCAGAAACUGAGGCGGUGAAGGAAUGGAUCGGCAAAAUCCAGUUCGUGCUCUCAGGGAACAUUCACGGAGGUGCAAUGGUAGCCUCUUAUCCAUUUGACAACACGCCCAAUUCCAUCUUCAGCUCGGUGGUGUCGGCCCCUUCCUUGACCCCGGAUGAUGACGUGUUCAAACAUUUGGCGGCUACCUACUCACUCAACCAUGGUCGCAUGUAUUUGGGGGAGCCAUGCAAGGUGGGUGCUCCCAAAUUUGAGAAUGGUACAACCAACGGGGCUGCUUGGUACCCUCUAACGGGUGCAAUGCAAGAUUACAACUACAUUUGGCAUGGAUGCAUGGAGAUCACUUUGGAGCUCUCGUGUUGCAAAUAUCCCCCAGCAGCAGAAUUGACCAAAUUCUGGGAAGAUAACCGGAUUUCUCUCUUGCAAUUUGUCGGCGAGGCUCACAAGGGAGUCAAGGGAUUCGUCAAAGACGAUUCCGGCAUUUCAAUCGAGGGUGCCUCCAUGAAGGUGAAAGGUCGGGACGUGGGAUUCCAGACCACAAAGGAGGGGGAAUUCUGGAGGAUUCUUCUACCAGGUAUUUACACUAUGGAAGUGUUUGCCGAAGGCUUUCAGCCCAGGGAAGUGCAAUUCGCCGUCAUCGAGCAGAAUCCAACGCUUCUGAACAUAACCUUGUAUGGCGACAAUACCAACCGAGUGGACUUGCAAGUCCAACCUUCCAAUAUUGAUGAGGAAGAACAACCUUUGGAGGAAGAGGAAGAGGAAGACCAAGGGUCGACUAUUUUCGGUCUACCCAAUCCAUUGACGUCGAUUCAAAAUAGUAUGCGAUCGAUUCUAAACAAAAUCCCCGUGUUCGGCUAGAGUCGUUUUGAUUUCGUUAAGUUUCUUGUUCGUUUAUUUAGGGAGUAAAUCUAAAUCCAAUAAAAA